ACAGGGCACAUCGAGCCGGUGUGUGCAAAUACAGUUCUAUUAUUGGAAGGCAACAUGUUAGAUGGAGAGGGUCAGAGGGCUGCUAUGGAGACAGGAAGUACGACAGGUGAUGGCGACAGAACUGUCGACGAUAUGGAAUAUACACCAUGCCUCAACGCCGACAGACCCAGCCAGCACUUGAGUCCCUUGUUGGUAGGCAACCCACAUUCCCUUUCUGCUGCCACUCUAGCCAAAUGCAAUUUUGCGGCUACGAAAUACAAAGGUCAGUUGCUGCGACUGCUUCUGGGAGUAUCUCUUGUCGCUAUUGCAUUGUCCAUCUGGUUUCUUGAUCCUGUGGAGCUUCUUAUCAGAAAGUUGUUAGCCUUUCACGAGGGAUCGUACUUAUAUGAGCACUGGAGGAAUCCUCCAAUUCCCAUCAAACACAAUGUUUUUGUGUUCAACGUAACGAAUGCUGAUGGUUUCCUACACCGCGGAGAGAAACUUCGUGUCGAAGAGGUUGGACCAUAUGUAUACUCGGAACAUGUGAACAAUGUUGUUCUUAACUUUAACGAUAAUGGUACGAUCACUUACAUCCCUAAUCGUACAGAGACAUUUUCAGAGGAACUGUCAGAAAGGAAUGCCAAAGAAGACAUCGUUAUAAUACCCAACUUAGCCCUGAUUGCGCUGGUUUCGAUAGUGCACAAGUAUCCUUUUUACCUUAGAUGGCUUGCCAUAAAGAUGCUAGCCCCACUAAAUUCGCAACCAUUCAUCUCCAUUACUGUGAACGAACUGAUGCUGGGAUAUGAAGACCCGCUCGUCACGCUGGGCAAUACGUUUUUAUCAAAGACUCUUCCCAUAACCAAAAUAGGAAUUCUUGAUAUGAUUCAACGGAUGAAUGACACUAUUACCAUGUUUACCAGCCCAGACGACCCGUCGAGAACAGAUCCCAAGCUUUACAGGAUCGACGUGAUGAAUGGUUCUCCUGGUUUAGAGAACUGGGGAUACGGUGAAAAGUACGUAGAGACAGCUAAUGGCACCAUCGUUCCAGAACUGCAGAAAUGUAAUUCUGCUAGAGGCACAUACGAUGGAGUAAUCUUACCAAGGUACCUUCCAGAGAACGAGACUAUGUGGGUAUACCGCAAGUACUUUUGUCGGCCUAUACCAGCAGUAUUUGAGAAAAACGUAACAGCAUAUGGUCUGAAGUUACGCCAGUACAAAUUAAAAGAUGACGCAUACGACACUCCUGACAAGAAUCCGGAUAAUUCGUGCUAUUGUGAUGGCAAAAACCGAGAUUGUCUACCGACAGGUGUAGCAGAAGUUUCUCCUUGUUAUUUCAAUGUCCCAGCUGCGAUAUCUAACCCCCACUUCCUGAACGGAGAUGAAAGUCUUCUACAAGCUAUCGAUGGGCUCUCUCCAGACAAAGAGAAGCACGAGUCACAUUUCUCAGUUUUAACGGAUUUGGGACUGCCAAUUCAAGGAAACUGCAAAAUACAGAUUAACCUUAUUGCAAGAACGAGCAGCAUGAAAAGUAUUUCUGCUUUCCAUGGCAUGUUUUUGCCGAUAUUAUGGUAUGAGACGAUUAUCGGUCCUUAUCCUGCCGGUUUGAUGCUUCUGAUAAAGGUGGCGGUGAAUGAGGGUCCAAUAAUCCUACAAGUACUUGCAGUACUGUUUCUCAUUGCAGGUUUAAUAUUGGUGCUUCUGAUAAUUUCGCAACAGUUUUAUCCACUAACACACUUGAAAAACAAGCUCAAUGCAGUUCGUUUCCUAAAGAUAAGUGAAACAUAAUUAGAAAUAUCUACAGAGUCUGGCACAACAAGGCCUCACAGACGAAAACCAUUGGAAGACUGUCAACCCUCAAUCCAAUACAGGGAGAGUCGCCUGUUGCAAACAAACGUUCAAUGAGCCAUUUGUGUGUUCUUCUACAGUAGCCGAGUGUGAGCCGUCUCUAAAAGAACAGCAUAUUAACUUACUGCUGAAGCUCACAUGUGUCACUGCCGGUGAGUCUUUUACUGAGACUAAACCUACACCUUUGCCCUGCAAUUCCGGGACAUACAAUGAAUAUCGCGCAACACUGUUUCUCAGAAUCUUGAAAUGCCAUAGUUGAAACUGUGUGUGGUAGAUAAGUGAAAUAUCACCGUAAAUACUUGUGCAGUUUGAUUGUAGUAAUGGCCACAGCAGAAAGUAAUUAUAAAAAGCCUGGUUUAGUAUCCCAGAGAGCAGUACAUGACACUAAGAGUAAAUCCACAUUCAGUAAAGGUAGCAUCAUAUUAUGGAUUUCCCCUGCAUUAGCAUCAAUGUGUCUGUUUGCAGUAGUACCUGAAGUUCUGCUGGAUGCAGUUAAUGCAAGUAGAGCUUCUGAUCUCGUAGUAAUAUUACAAACCGUUGUUAUUAGCGGCUGCAUGAUCUAAACCGGAUGCUUCGUUGCAAUGUCAUCAAAAAUGUUAACACAGAAUGAAAAGUCUCAUGUCUCUCCAAAUGAUUAUGGCUCAGUGCAUAAGAAAUACAUAAGAUGUCUAACAUUUUGGUGGAAAUUAUUGUUUCUUUUAAUUAACCACUCAAUACCAGAGGGGGGGGGGGGGGGAAGUACUUUGUCUCCACCUUUCGAAAAUAUUGUGAUGUACUUAGCUUCUUAAUAUUUAAAUAUUUUUAAAAAAACUCUCAUUUUUAAUGAAGUUUUCUGUCGGCUUCCAUACAGAUUUAAAUUUUUCAGUUAAACUUAACUCAAAAAUGUAAGUUUCAUUUGUAGAUGUCACUUUCCCCGAUGAAAGUCGUAUUCAAUAUUUACAGGUUCAGAACGUUACUUAACAAACCAAUAAUUCUUUAAAAAGUGAUUUGAGAGUAAAAUUAAACAAUAAUGAAGGAUAUUUGCAAUGUUAAAAUUUUUGUGGUUGCCACAAAGGUCAUAGCAAACGUUACUGAAAGUACACACGAAUUAGCUAAGAAUGUGCUAAAAUUAUUAUCGGGUUCUGGAUCAUACUUACACAUCAGUACAUCUUUAGAAUGGAUGUUGUUAAUGUAAUUCAAAAACUAUUAAUGUAUUUUUAUUAUAUUUAAUUUUCUUACGGUGUGUAGAAAGUACCUGCCUCGCACUGGAUAACGUGAGUUAUGGUAAAUGCAUUGACAUUGUGAGGGUUAAUCGAAUACAACGUACUGAAACCAAGUUUUGUUAGAAAAACACUGAAAUUUUCAUUUGCUGAUGAGAACGCUCCCAUGAACUUGUUCUUAUAAACCACAUUAAGAAUGUUUCAUAUUAUAGCACAUUUGUAAGUUGGUGAACUAAGUAAAUGACCAAAGUAUUAUACUACGAGUGUCAACUCUAAUUUUCGACGUAUGUAUAUAAAUAAAACCAGGUGGUAAAUUGACUAAGACAAGAAAAAUA
Molecule: messenger RNA, 3358 nt
Organism: Schistocerca gregaria
Lineage: Eukaryota; Metazoa; Arthropoda; Insecta; Orthoptera; Acrididae
Product: lysosome membrane protein 2-like
Exons: 10
Coding region: 55-1764 (569 amino acids)
Cellular component (GO): membrane; cytoplasm
Molecular function (GO): scavenger receptor activity
Source: RefSeq, a predicted model, not a curated record